GUGGACUACGAGGACGAGUGGCCAGUCUACACACGAGCUCACCCUCGCUACUACGAGUGGAACCCGACGAGCCGCAGCGUGGGUAAGGGUCCGAGAGCCACCGCCUGCGCCUUCUGGAACGAACUCAUGCCGAUGCUGAGGGAGAAGCAGACUGGCGGCAUCUGCGAGAGCGAGAUGCAGAAAGCCCUGAAUUCGGCGCCUGCGUUCGAAUCCUUUCUUCUGGCUUGGAUCGCCUGCUUUUUUACUCUUUCUCUCUUUUAGAUAUUUUGUAUGAUUUAUGAAGAGCAUAUAUAUUAAGUAUGUAUGUAUAUGUAUAUGUAUAUACGGUAUAUGUAUGUGUUUAUAUGUGAAUCUAUAGG
Messenger RNA from Penaeus vannamei (Pacific white shrimp), 359 nucleotides. Lineage: Eukaryota; Metazoa; Arthropoda; Malacostraca; Decapoda; Penaeidae. The record is from RefSeq and is a predicted model, not a curated record.